Camelus dromedarius (Arabian camel) is the source of this 3586-nucleotide messenger RNA. RefSeq names its product LysM domain containing 4 (gene LYSMD4). The record is from RefSeq and is a predicted model, not a curated record. The transcript has 2 exons. NCBI's taxonomy places the organism in Eukaryota, Metazoa, Chordata, Mammalia, Artiodactyla, Camelidae. The coding region runs from base 808 to 1749 and encodes 313 amino acids.
GAUGCGGUGGUCGCGCGGGGCCACGGCUGCCCUGAACGGGCCGCUCCCCUCGGGCUCCGAAGAAACCUGAGGAUGCCAACUCUUUUUGAGACUGUCAUUCCCCGUGUUUGAGAUUUCUUUUCUGGAAGUUCAUUCGAGCACUUCGGAGAGAGGAAAGGCAGCAUUGCGGCUUCUGCACUUGUCUGGAAGUGAAAAUUAAAACCAGACACGGGAGGUACUGAAGGCAAAGGGACGUGGCGAGAAACUGGACGAGUUUCUCAGUUUGACAGGAAUCUUGCCCCUAACUUGCCUCACAUAUUAUAUAAUUCAAGCUAUUUCAGAAUCGGAGUGUUUAAUCUCAUAGUUCUAAGCAAGUGCCCUUAGUCUUGACCUUAGUGACGAUACUUUGGAAUGUCUGAAGUAUUGAGCAAGAAUUUUUUCGUACAAAGGUAGGUUCCGAGUUUAAGCUUCUCAGUGCCAGGAAGUCAGAACAAUCCUUUCCUCUCCUGGCAAUCAUCCCAUCUGCUCCUCUGCUACUCUGGGACCAAAAAGAGAAGUCGUUUCUCUACAUAUGUGGGUUUUGGGAGACAGCUAUGGAUGAGGAAUAAGGGAAAAAGAAGGAGGAUUCUUUUGUUUUCUGCGCAGAAGGUGUGCAGUUAUGGGGCAAAAAGUGUUUUUAUUUGUUUAUCUCUCUCCCUUCAUCUCAGCCAGCGUAAACAAAUUGUGCCUUUUUUGUACCUACGGCAUGUGUUGAUUAUUUAUAAUAUUAGGGAAAGGAGUCAUCUCUAACAGCACGAAGACACUUAUCUUCAGUGUAGCUACAGAAGAAUGACUGCCUUGUGUGGAAUUAACACUGGGGUUUGGUUUUCAGUUAAGAAAAUGAGGCAGAAGGAAGUGUUGACCAAGACCUUCCAAGGCCCAGCCAUUGUCUGUAGGACUCCGGCCAGCCAUGUUUACAUGUUUGGGAAUGGCGGUGGAGAUUCGGGGGACUCCUCUGAGGAAGAGACCCACCGAGUGGCCCUGCGGCCCCGGGGCAAGGAUCGCCAGAAGAAGGGUGCCCACCACCCUCACCAGCCUGGAGCAGGGGACGUGGUGCUGCUGCAGCGGGAGCUGGCCCAGGAGGACAGCCUCAACAAGCUCGCGCUUCAGUAUGGCUGCAAAGUUGCAGAUAUCAAGAAAGUCAACAACUUCAUCAGAGAACAAGACUUAUAUGCUUUGAAAUCUAUUAAGAUUCCAGUGAAAAAUCACGGAAUCCUAACGGAGACCCAGAAAGAACUCAGACCCCUCCUGAGCUCAUCCACAGAGACCAGAGUGACCUUCGAGGAGCAGCCAGACCCAGACAGAGCAGCUGUGGGUGCCAGUGCCCCAUCUAGCCCACUGACGGAUUUCUUUAAGGGCAUUGACCAGAAUAUUGAGCGUGCAGUGCAGUCAGACAUCUUUUUGAGUGAAAGUCACUGCAUCGAGACCUCCAGUCAGCCACUGCUUCCGGCUCCUCCGAAGCCACUGACAAAUGGUGCAGACUGUGGAAUUCAUUGGUGGAAUGCUGUGUUUAUCAUGCUUCUAAUUGGAAUUGUUUUACCAGUGUUUUAUUUGGUCUAUUUUAAAAUACAAGCUACUAGUGACAUCCCUAGCAGCUUGAAUACAACUACUGUCCCCAAUGGCUCGAUGGCCAUGAAUGCAGUUCCAGGCCAAGGCCCCAAAUUAGUGAUUCCAGUGCCAACCCUCCCCUCUUCAGACAGCCAGUUCAGUCAUACCCAAGGGGGGAACUAGCUGUUGUUCCUAAGUAAUCAGGCCAGCUUUAGCAGUGGAUCCGUUAGCAAUGGCCAUGUGCUGACUUUCCUUUUCUCUGACGUGUGGACACAUUGCAGAAGCCACCGUUGUGUUCUCAGUAACACUCACCAUGGGGAACAGCCUUGCCUGAUCUAAGGCUGCGGGAGCCAAAACACUGGCACCCUCAGUCUCCUACAUCCAGAGAAGAGCAGCAAGAGAGACAUUUACACCUGACAGACGCUGUUUCCAGGAGGCAUUUAGUGGACUGGCCAUGUCUUCACAGUAGCACCGUGUGCGCCCCCAAGUUGGACAUGCUGGAAGGGAGACGAAUGGCCUUGGCAAACAGACCUACAGCGUGGGAGCCCCGGGGGUCGGCUUUGGUGGUCUUCCCGUUUGCAUUGUCCCCUGCCUGCUAUGGAGGAGUGACAGGCUCUGACAAGUGCUGUUGUGUCUGCCCGGCAAAAGUGCAAUAGUGUGGAAUGUCACCCUGUUUUAGAGUGUGACACAUUACAGUUGUAACAAGCCUUGCUUCAUAUUUGCCCCCUCAGAUAGCCUUUUUGAGCCAAUGUCCUGUCUAGAAUUUAAAAAGCUCUAAAUCCAAAUUGCUGUAAUAUGAGUAAAUAGUGGUUCUGUUCCUUGAACUUUUAGAGCUACUUAAUCUGACACGCAGGCGUGUUUUAAGCUCUGCGUGGUGCAACCAGCACUUCCUGGCCAGCACGUUUGGAGGCCAUGGCCCAAUUUCACCCGAGGAGCACCUGCACAGUGAUUGCUACCUGGAUCCCCCACGUCAGCAUUCUUGGAAGGAGCUCUUGCUGGUCAGUGUCUGGAGUGGAGUAAGUGUAGAGGGAAGGAUCAGUGCCUGUCACCAAGGUCCCAACGUGUGGCACUUCUAAGGGCGAACAGUCACCAGUCCUGCAUCUGCUGGCCUCUGUGCACCUGAAAGAGUGGUGCAGGGAAAACGGGGGUGCUACCUGCUGCUUCCUCGACUCCAUUCUUCGGGAUUCUAGAGCCACAGAACAGGAAUGGUUUUCUUUAGGUGAUUUCAAUGUAGCUCAUAGUAUUAAAAUAUCAAGCCCUUAACAGAGGGCCUACAGGUGACCCUCCUGUGAAAGGCCAUAAAAAGAGGGACCUGAGGUUUGCCCAUCUCCUCUUAUGACGAGGCAACAGGGGUGCUAAUGCAGAGGCUUGAGGAGGGAGGGCCUGGGCGGGCCUCGGAGGCUCACUGGUGCAGCAUGGGUGAAUGGGGUGAGGGCAGGAGCCCACCUUGGUCCCACGGAGUGGAAAUCAGCCAAGGUGGCUGGCAGCCCAGCCUUGGAGAGGUCUGUCUCCAGGGAGGAAAACACGCUGCACAAAUGCUGAGCUUUAAUGCAGAUUUAAGGCAUUUGACACAUUAGGCCUAAAGAGCAAUUUGAAAGAUCUCGUCACGUAAGAGGAAGGGAAUGUGGCAGAAGAACCCUUGAGAUAGGCAUCCAGUUUCUUUCUCCUUUCAGUUAUGUGAAAAACUAUUCUGCCCUGGGUUUAAUUAGCAAAUUUAAAUUAUCUUCAAAAUAAAAUGUUUUCUUCAAAACCAAAAUGGUUUUCAGGAUAAAAUGAAUUUGUGAACCUUUACUACCGGAAAUUUUGAUCAUGUAAGGUUUUGAUCAUGUAAAUGCUUUUCCAGUCAAAUGUUUGUGCGCGCUGUGCCCCCGAGGGCUACACGUUUCUCUAACAUUUGUCACCUUUAAAUUCACCCAGCAGGACUCGGACUCCCAUGAGAACAUGACUUUUGCUGGACAAAGAAUGAAUACCUGUAUACUUUUUUCAAGUGGAAUAAAAUAAUUUCUUCUGUGAAGGAAAA